Molecule: messenger RNA, 1104 nt
Organism: Prorocentrum cordatum
Lineage: Eukaryota; Dinophyceae; Prorocentrales; Prorocentraceae
Source: the annotation of a GenBank genome assembly
AUGUCUGGAAGCCAUUUCAUUGUGUUCAAUGCAUUCCACAUUUGUUUUCGAUCUAGCGGUAUGCGCAUCGCGUUGACUGUAGGCGGAGGGUUGAUCGCCGGUGUUUUUGUUCGUCGUGCUUCGCAUGCUGCACCAAUUCAUCCAUGCAUCGGUGCGGGCCCCCCUUUCGGGAUGCUCCUUAAGUGGUCCUCUCUGGCGUAUCGGGUUCCCUCUCCUCCUUCUUCCUUUCUCGACGCCCGUGGCGCUGUCGGCGCAGACACGUUGUAUCUGCCUAGUUUUAUUGCUAUGUCUCUCCUGUCUCUCACUACUCGCCUUCCGCCUCCUCUUCUUGCUGUGCCCGCAGAUCUGGGUGGCACUUUCGGGGCAGCGGCACGCAGUCGUGUCAUGCAGGUGUCCAGCGAGUCUUGGGGCACUCCUGUGACAGCUGCUUGCAAGGAAAUGGGCAUUUUUACUCGCGACAAGCCGGACACAUUUGUUGUCGCAUGGAGGAUGGCGGUUGCCCCCGACCCUAUGGUGCACUUGCACGCAAGGGAGGGGAAUAUUGCAGAUCCCGACGGCAAGAACGCGGCGGCCAAGGGUGCGGCGUUCGACAGCACGGUCGUUGAGUGCGGUCAGGCCGACGGCAUGGCCGAGGUGCCAUAUUGCCUCUCCCGGUUGGGUGUGGACGUGGACGAUAGGUUUUGUCCAUGUGGGAUGAGGGUGAGACGCAUUGUUAAAAAUCACAGCACGAUCCAGAAGUUGCCAAACGAGAAGCGAGGUCUGCCAAGCUCCAGGUCUGCCUCGCACCCCCAGCAGCAAGGAACCCCCAGCGCCACUACAGCGGCUCGAUGGCAGGGCUGUGGUCGUCGACGAGACCGCCAGCAGCCAGGUGGAGUACCGCCAACUGUCCAUGGUCAGAUGCAUCUCGAAGGGAUCGACAGCCGUAGGAGCAAGGGACCCUGCGUCGGCGGGGCUUCGAAGCUGGGCAAAAUGGACUUUGGGCGAUACCAUGUAGAAUCGGGCGGCCAGAGACCAAAGGGGCUUGAUACCCACAUUCUAUAUACUGGAAGAGAUAGAAGACACCGCCAGGCGUGGACCUGUUCAUUCGGGGGGACGGGCAGGUAG